Messenger RNA from Setaria italica (foxtail millet), 1583 nucleotides. RefSeq names its product probable inorganic phosphate transporter 1-8. Gene Ontology annotation, cellular component: membrane. The transcript has 2 exons. Gene Ontology annotation, biological process: transmembrane transport. The record is from RefSeq and is a predicted model, not a curated record. NCBI's taxonomy places the organism in Eukaryota, Viridiplantae, Streptophyta, Magnoliopsida, Poales, Poaceae. Bases 16 to 1572 code for a protein of 518 amino acids. Gene Ontology annotation, molecular function: transmembrane transporter activity.
AAAGCAGUAACAUCAAUGAACUGCGAACCGCGGAGGGCGCGCAGGCAGAUCAAAGUGCUCCGAGCCCUCGACCAGGCCAAGACGCAGUGGUACCACUUCACAGCAGUCGUGAUCGCCGGCAUGGGCUUCUUCACGGACGCCUACGACCUCUUCUGCAUCUCCCUCGUCACCGACCUCCUAGGCCACAUUUACUACCCCAGUACGGUCUGUGAUGACAAGCCUGGCUCCCUCCCUUGUAGCGUGGCCCUUGCCGUCAAAGGCAUUGCGCUUUGUGGCACCAUGUUCGGGCAGCUCGUCUUCGGCAGGCUUGGUGACAACAUGGGACGGAAGCGCAUAUAUGGCGUGACCCUCAUGGUCAUGGUUGUCUGCUCAAUCGCCUCCGGCCUCUCCUUCCACCACACCCCUAGGACGGUCAUAACAACGUUGUGCUUCUUCCGGUUCUGGCUGGGUUUCGGCAUCGGUGGCGACUACCCACUAUCAGCGGCCAUCAUGUCGGAGUACGCCAACAAGAAGACCCGUGGUGCUUUCAUGGCCGCUGUCUUCGCCAUGCAGGGUUUGGGAAAUCUCGCUGCUGGUAUUGUUGUAUUGGUCGUCUCAGCGAGCUUCAUGAAGACACCAGCCUACAAGACUGACAUGCUGGGCCAGGCUGACUACGUCUGGCGUAUCGUUCUAAUGUUUGGCGCUAUUCCAGCUCUGCUCACGUUCUACUGGCGCAUGAGAAUGCCUGAGACAGCACGCUACACCGCUCUCGUUGCCAUGAACCUAAAGCAAGCUGUAUCGGAUAUGAACAUGGUACUUGACAUCGAUGUCAGUGACCUCACGGAGGAAGAAGAUGCAAACAUCCUCGCCAAACAAGAUAAUUUCGGUCUUUUCUCAUCCAUGUUCAUAUGUCGGCAUGGAUGGCACCUCCUAAGUACCACAGUGUGCUGGUUCAUGCUUGAUGUGGUUUUCUACUCAUUGAACCUUUUCAUGAUUGAUAUCUUCACCAACCAGUCCGGUGACGCAAGCAACGAAGGCAUACUCGAGCAGACAAACAAAAUGGCCAAGACACAAGCGAUCAUUGCAGUCGGUUGCACGCUUCCAGGUUACUUCUUCACCGUCAUAUUCGUCGACAGGAUAGGCCGAAUUAGAAUACAGUUGAUGGGGUUCGCCAUGAUGACCAUCUUUCUACUAGGCUUAGCAGCCACGAACGACAUAUGGAAGAAGUCAGGAAGUUUGCCCAUCGGAUUCACUGUCAUGUACGGACUCGUCUUCUUCUUUGCAAAUUUUGGUCCUAACUCAACCACCUUCAUUGUGCCGACUGAGAUCUUCCCGACACGACUGCGGUCGACGUGCCAUGGCAUCUCCGGUGCAGGAGGGAAGGCUGGAGCAAUCGUUGGAGUACUUUUGUUCAUAUAUGCUGGGAAUAGCCUCCAACGGAAACUGCUGAUGCUUGCUGCUUGCAAUCUUGUUGGCAUUAUAUUCUCUCUUUUUUUGCCCGAGUCAAAAAGGAUGUCUCUCGAGGACAUCGCUGGAGACAUACAGGAAGAUGUGGAAUGUGAGUCUGAGCAGCGGUGCGGACAAAUGAAUUGAGUUGAUUUUCC